UGCGGGAGCCAUCCCCGGGGCGGGAAGGGACCUGCGUGGCCCCGGGCUCCUUGCCGACCUCCCGCGGCAGGAGCGAGGCGGACAGCGCCGGGGCGAGGUCUUCCUUGACCUUUCUAGUUGAUGCCCACCGUUCGUUUCCCUCAGAAGGUUCUCCGUGCAGAGAUGUGCCCGCUGCCACCUUGGGAUCUCAGCCUCUGAAAUGGUCAUGAGAGCCAGGGAGUCGGUUUAUCACUUGAGCUGCUUCACCUGCACCACCUGCAACAAGACUCUGACCACGGGCGAUCACUUUGGCAUGAAGGACAACCUGGUUUACUGCAGGGCCCACUUCGAGUCUCUUUUGCAAGGAGAAUACCCCCCUCAGCUGAGCUACACCGAGUUGGCAGCCAAGAGCGGAGGGCUGGCCCUGCCCUACUUCAACGGCACAGGCACCGUGCAGAAGGGGAGACCCAGGAAACGAAAGAGCCCUGCCCUGGGAGUGGACAUCGUCAACUACAACUCAGGUUGUAAUGAGAAUGAGGCAGAUCACAUGGACAGAGACCAGCAGCCUUAUCCCCCAUCCCAGAAGACAAAGCGCAUGCGCACCUCCUUCAAACACCACCAGCUUCGUACCAUGAAGUCCUACUUUGCUAUCAACCACAACCCAGAUGCCAAGGACCUCAAGCAGCUUGCCCAGAAAACAGGCCUGACCAAGAGAGUUCUGCAGGGAGAACAAAUCAUGGGGCAUUACAGCCAAACAUCCCGACGUUUGAAAAUUCCCUAAAGUAUUAAAAGAAGGGGAAAAGUUUGAUCGGAAAUCCACUGCAGUGAAGACAAAGACAAUAUUAGGUUAUGAUAAUCAUACAUUUAAAAAUCUAUCGAGCCAAAAAAUAAAAAUAAAAGACUUGAUGUCAUUUCCUGAAUGUUAACAAAACAUAUGUUAUUUUAUGGUGUCUAAUUAACAGAACUGGAGGCUUCAACAAAUUGUGUGGUAUUAAAAACAAAUUUAGAGAAACUAUGUAUAAAACCAGAGCAACCUGGCAGCAAUCUACCCAGCCCAUAUUCGAAGAAAACUUUUCUUUAAAAAUAUCACAUUUGUCAAGCACAAGUACUUGUAAAAUAAAAUCUGAGUGCAUUCAUUCCACUUGCUUGCUAAUGUGUACUAGUCAUACCUGUUAAAUGGAUUUUUGUAAAUUCAAAGAGAACUUUUCACUCAUUCCAAAUCAUAGGAAUCAAAACCCAGUAACUUUAGUACUAUUGUUUCUGAAUCCUUUUUUUUUUUUUAAAUUGAGACAAAUCUGCAUGCACUUUUCCAUCUGUCACAUAUAGUGUACAUUUCUGUAUGAUGAAUUUCUCUUUGAUGUUUCUUGUAUAAUAGCUUUCAUUAAUAAACAUUUUAUUUGAUGCAAACAUAGUUAACUUCAUGUAAACACUUAGCUAAUUGUUCCAGCUAAUUUAAACUUUUCUUUUGAAAAAAAGCAGUACAGCGCAGUUCCAACAUGCUAUAUAUAUAAAAUCAAAAAGAAUGAGGUAGCAAUACUGUUACACAGCGAAAAGUAUUUCCUUUGGUGUUUACCUUUUAUUUUUUUAACCUGCUGUAUAAAACUGACACUUUUUUUUUUUUUUAAAUCCCAUCGGCAUCAGCAGUAAAACAACCCCGAAUUCUUCUUCAAUAUAUGAAAACAUAAGCAGUACGUAAAACUCUCAAUGGCUUUUAGAAUACAUGGAUAUAAUUUGUGGAUCCCUGAGCUGUUUACAAGGUCACUAUGCAAUGAGCAAGUACAUUACAAAUAGUUGCUCCUGAGAUUCCCAGUCUAAAACGCAGAUGAUUUUUACGAGCCGACAAGCAAGUGUGACAAUAACCAAUUAUUAGUAAUGAGGUUUUGUAAGCGUUAAGCAACUAUUUGCAGAAAGAUUUUUUAAAAAUAUAUUCCUAUUUAGCUGUAUAGCCAAAGCAUAUGUUAAACAAAUUAACAUAUAAAAACUUGCCAGAAAAUCUUUCAUUAAGAUGACAUUUUUAUUAUAUACUAAUGAACCCUAUGUAAACAAUGUAACUUUUAUGAAUGAUGGACAUUAAAUAUUUCACUUACGUGUAU
Molecule: messenger RNA, 2072 nt
Organism: Meleagris gallopavo (turkey)
Lineage: Eukaryota; Metazoa; Chordata; Aves; Galliformes; Phasianidae
Gene: LHX9
Product: LIM homeobox 9
Biological process (GO): neuron differentiation; regulation of transcription by RNA polymerase II
Cellular component (GO): nucleus
Molecular function (GO): RNA polymerase II transcription regulatory region sequence-specific DNA binding; DNA-binding transcription factor activity, RNA polymerase II-specific
Source: RefSeq, a predicted model, not a curated record